This is a messenger RNA of Anneissia japonica, 558 nucleotides long. RefSeq names its product tripartite motif-containing protein 2-like. The transcript has a single exon. The annotation marks the transcript as partial. Lineage: Eukaryota; Metazoa; Echinodermata; Crinoidea; Comatulida; Comatulidae. The record is from RefSeq and is a predicted model, not a curated record. Gene Ontology annotation, biological process: protein polyubiquitination; negative regulation of translation; proteasome-mediated ubiquitin-dependent protein catabolic process. Gene Ontology annotation, molecular function: protein binding; translation repressor activity; ubiquitin protein ligase activity.
UGUGUCCAAAUUUUCAACACUACUGGAGAAUGUAAGAUGAAGUUUGGCCAGCCAGGCCGUGGUGAAGGCCAAAUGCAAAGACCAACUGGUGUUGCUGUUGCUGGAAAUGGCAACCUAUAUGUUGCAGACUAUGACAACAAGUGGAUAAAUAUUUUUAAUGCAGAUGGAAAGUAUAUUGGAAAGGUUGGAACAGGCAAGCUCCUUGGACCAAAAGGAAUAGCGAUUGAUCACAAUAAUAAUGUUGUAGUUGUUGAUAACAAAGCUAGUACCAUAUUUGUACUUUCAACGAAGGGAAAACUUCUUCAUAAGUUUGGCUCAAGAGGAGUGAAGGACAAACAAUUUUGUGGGCCUCAUUUUGUUGCUAUUGAUUGCAAUAACAAUAUUGUAAUAUCAGAUUUUCAUAAUCAUUGUAUCAAAGUGUUUGAUCAGGAAGGCAAUGUGAUAAUGAAAUUUGGAUCAAAUGGAGAGGGCAAUGGCCAAUUCAAUGCUCCUACAGGUGUGGCUGUUGAUAUCCUUGGCAACAUCAUUGUUGCAGACUGGGGAAACAGUCGUAUCCAG